AUGGAUAUUACAAAUGUUGUUAUAGACCACCGUCGGAAGGACCUUGUAAAGAAAGUGCGGAUCGCCAAGCAACAAGACCCGCUAAUAAGUCCAAUGGAAAAGUACUCCACUCUUCCAAUACCUAAGGACAAGUGUUUAGCUACCUACGUCUGGGUUGAUGGCACUGGCGAAAAUUUACGGAGCAAAGACACCACAUUAAAGUUCUUACCUAUAAAACCGAAGGACAAGUUUUCACAUAUAAUGGAUAAGAUAGAGGAAAAAAUUAGAAAGGAAACAUAUGAUACUAUGACUUAUUCCCAGCAAAAUAAAUACUUGCCGCCGUACUAUUGUCCAAGAAAUUUAGAAAAUAUAUAUAAAGUUGAAUGCAGGCUCAGGGCAACCAGGAACACGGACACUUUUGACGAAAAUUUAAAAGAUUUACCAAUACUGCCUUUCGAUGGAAAUGCAUGUGGUCUAACAAAACGAACGAAUGCUGACAUGCUCUUGAUUCCGCGAGCGAUAUACAAGGACCCGUUCAAACGUGGCAACAGCAUCUUAGUUAUGUGCGAUACCUAUAACUACAAAAUGGAACCCACGCGAACUAACCAUCGUCACAAGUGCGCGGCCACUUACAAUAAAUGCAAGGAGCAUGAGCCCUGGUUCGGUUUGGAGCAGGAGUUUUACUUAUUGAACCCCAUCGACUCACGACCGGUAGGCUGGCCCAAAUGUGGUUUUCCUCGAAAUUCAAGACAAUAUUAUUGCGGAAUUGGUGGGGAUAAAGUUUUCGGUCGAGAACUUAUCGAUGCCCAUUACAGAUGUUGUCUAUACGCUGGUAUUCCUUUGUGGGGUAUAAAUCCAGACUUAGUACCGUCACAGUGGGAGUAUCAAGUCGGUCCCUCAGUUGGAAUAGACGCAGGUGACGAUGCCUGGAUGUCUCGCUACAUUUUGAAUAUACUUGGUGAGAAAUUCGGAGUUAUAAUCUCCUUCGAGCCUAAACCAGUUGCACAGUGGUCUACGUCUAAGGCACAAAUGAAUUUUUCCACUCAGGCUACACGCGGAGUAAACGGUAUUUCGGUAAUUCAGAAGGGAAUAAAAAAGUUAGCAACUUUUCAUGAAAGGCACAUCAAAGUAUAUGACCCUCGACGUGGACUGGAUAACAAGAGGCGUUCGACUAGUACUGGAUUAACAAAAAGUACCAUAGAUGAUUUUUCUGCAGGAAUUGCAGAGCGUUUCUAUAGCAUACGAAUACCGCGCACAGUGGCUGAAAAUAAAUGCGGUUAUAUGGAUGACCGUCGACCCCCUUCAAACUGUGACCCUUAUCAAGUGAUCGAAGCUCUAAUGGGCACUGUUAUACUUAAUGAAUAA
Messenger RNA from Spodoptera littoralis (African cotton leafworm), 1344 nucleotides. The record is from the annotation of a GenBank genome assembly. NCBI's taxonomy places the organism in Eukaryota, Metazoa, Arthropoda, Insecta, Lepidoptera, Noctuidae.